GGCGGUUGGCGUCCAUCACUUUGGAGCAUUAUGUAGGGCUCCAUCUCAUUGGUGGAUCUCGUUGCGUUGCCACUGACAACACACUAGCAGGCUAGGCGGGGUAGUUAGCAGGCUACCGAGGCUCUGGCGAAGCAAAACAGCAUCACGUUGCGCUGUACUAAAUUUCAACGACAGAAAGAAGACUUUCUUUAAGGCGUGACAUGUAAAUAUGACUCAUUUGAGGGAAAGCUGGGGCGAAGGAGGACUGGGCGAUUCUGCAAAUAUGGCAUCGAUCAAGUAAAGGGCCACUAUUGCCGAUCCCGAGAUGCUACAGUUGUUUUCUAUUUAAUUGUUGUUCGUGAUUAUCAUCACAAUAAGACACGACAACAUUUUAUUACAUUUAUCGUCUUUUCUACUACUGUGUUUGACGCGUGUCAUGCCGCUCUCCUGUGGCCAAACGUGCGAACUGCAAGGCAGAUCAUGUUUUUUUAUGUGGUUUAAUUUUUUUCACUUAAACAAUUCUCUUCUUCAAUUGGCUAAAUCAAACAAUUGAAGUUGUUACUAACCCUAACCUUGAUAGAAAGAGAUAAUUUUUCAAAGUAAGAGGACAGCGUAUACAGUGACGUCAUGCACAUGCGACACUCACAUGCCACCACCGGAAGUGUUGUCGUUCCUGGUAUUACUAUCGUUCACGUUGGGGCUCCAACAACUUUUUAACAUUUUCAAACUGGACACACCGAGAACGUCUGGGCAUUUUAAUGUCCAAAUUGUUUAUUACCUCUGAAAUGGCGGAUGGUUCAUCAGGCUGGAGUGAAAAGCAGACGGAUGGAUUUUCAGAGCUGAUGGAACUGCUUAACAUCGACGUGCAGGAGGAGGAACUGCAGGGGACCCCUGAGAGAGACCAAGCACACUGCUCAAAGAAUGUGUUGCGGAAGCAACGACACUGGCAGAGGCAGCUGGCCGCCAAAAAGAGCAGAAGGAAGGAGGAGAAACUGAGAAGGAAGCUCAAUCGGGAGGCUGCGCCCCCUCAGCAGAGCAAGCGGGUCAUGAAGGCCAUCCGCAGAGAGCGUUUAGCUGAGGCUCGUUCCAGCGGCCUCAAAGUGUGUGUUGACCUCAGCAUGACACACUGCAUGUCUGACAAGGAGGUUAGCAGACUGGCGGCUCAGUUACGGAGGCUCUAUGGUUCCAACAAGAAGGCCUUGCACCCCUUCCAUCUGUUCCUGACCGACCUGAGAGAGGACAGCCGCCUCCUCAGCGAGUGUGUUCGCAUGAACGCCGGCUUCCUGGAUUACUCCAUGGAAAUAACACAGCAAAGCUGUCUGGACAUUUUCCCUGCACAAAGUCUUGUGUACCUCUCACCAGACGCUGAACAAGCUUUGGACUGUGUGGAGCGUGACAAGGUGUACGUCCUCGGAGGACUAGUGGAUGAGAGUGUUCAGAAGACGUUGAGCCUCUGCCGGGCCAAAGAAUUGGGUGCCCGCGUGGUUAGGCUCCCCAUCGACGAGUACAUGCAAAAGAAGCACAAUGGCAAGAACUUCCACUCGAAGAUUCUGGCCAUCAAUCAAGUGGUCGACAUCAUGCUGACGUUGUGCGACACGGGCAGCUGGGCACAUGCUCUGAGCAAGUGGUUCCCGCAGGGGAAGGGUUAUGUAGUUGCACCACACUACCAGGACUCUAUUUCUCCUGACCCUCCACAUGCAGUGUCUACUUCCGGAAAAUAAGACUUUUUGACACUGGACUUUACACGACCUCAUUGGUUUCGUAUAAGAAAAUGCAACACUGAAGAAUUGAACUGCCCACGCAACAGGACGCGAGUGAAUGUGGGAUUGGAAUAAUUACAACUCAUGAGCCACAAAAUUUGGUAAAAUGUUUCUGUAAAAAGAGUCCUUUUUUCACGAGUACUUUAAACUUCUGACAGUUGUUUGCAUUACUGCAUGCUAAACGUGUCAUAAUGAGUAUAAUAACAAACCAACUAAGAAAACAGAAAUAAAAUUUACAGGUUUAUUGAUUAAAACACCCAGAAUGCACAUGAAUAAAGGAUAUGGGAUUUACAAUAUGAACUAGGAAAGAUAAAACAUUGAAUAGCAAGAAUAUGUGAAAGUCCCUCCUUGUUUACUUCCCAGAUGACCUCCUCCCGUGUUGCCAACUUGGCAACUUUGUCGCUAAAUCUGGCGACAUUCCAAACCCUUUCUCAAAAGCUACUAGUGACUUUUUCUUGUGUCCUUGGAGAGUUUUUGGAUAUUUGGGGACUUGAAAGUGAGAGGAUGUAUUGAUCUGCAGUUUCUGUUCACACUGAGCAGCAGCGGAUGCUGCUGAGAGGUCCGUCCCGCCCUAAAGCAGUCACAAACUGUCAGUGCACUGUCAGCUCCCGCGGCACACUGAGAGCAUAGUGGAGCUCCACGCAUCCAUGAAUGACGCAUGCGUGAUAUCACUGGGGUGGAUCUCAAGUCUGUUUUAGAGAGCGGGAUUUAAAGAGCUGGAGGUGAGUCCGGAUGUAAUUGUUAACGCUGUCCAGACUUUUGAGAGGCGCUGGCUGAGAUAAAAUAAUUUGGAUUUUGAUGAAGUGAUGGCCAAUUUUAAAUUCGCAAAUCAAGAAACAAGUUUUUUUGAUUCUUCUAAACAUAAUUAAGGUGAUUUUACUCACUUUGUGUCUCCUAGUUGGCUAUGCUUUUUUUCCUACAGCAUCUGUUACAACAUACGCAAGUAAUAUGCAAAUUAGCCUAUGAUGUCAUAAAAAAUAUGGCAAAAAUGCGACAAUACGGCAAAACAUAAAAACAAACGGUAAAAAACACCCAAGUGUCCAAUAAAAUCAGACUUUUUUACAGGACUUUUUCAAAGAAAGCUUGCUUCUCUUCCGCUCUACUCACUGCUCUGUAAACAAACCCCCACUUUGCUUUGUAUCAAAGCGUUUUGAUCCUGUAGCUGCUGUGAUGCAGUCCCUAUGAUUACGAAAUGACUCAAAUAUAACCUGAAAGCUUACAGUCUCUAGCUUCACAAAACAUUGGAAUUAUUUUCAUAGUUCAAGAUUUAUAAGAUCAUUUAAAAAUACUGCAAAUCCUACGGCGUCGGUGGUUAUCGACUUGUCAAGUCCGGUUUUCGGCUUUGUGCUAAGUGCGCGUUCACAUGAAAGGGGGCCUUUUGACGUCAUAUUAUUCUACUUCCGCUGAAAAGUGAAGAGAUCUCAGCCAGUGUAUUUUACAAAAAAUGAGUAGGUAAUUAUUACGGAGCGUUAUGAGGAGUUCCCAAAAGAUUAUGACUGCUCAAAGCAACACUGUUGCCGCCAAUACAGCGAGGGAGCAUGCAGCCUGUGAAUGCGCAAUGAUUAUUAUUAUAAUGAUUACCAUUAAAACUACCCUACUAGUCUUUUCAUUUGUCAAUUUCACAUUUCACAUUUCACAAGUUUGACAUAUUAACACUUACCCAUUUAAAAAAUAAAUACAUUGGAGCAACAGCUUUCCUUUUUGAUUAUAUACAUUGAUUAAAUAUUUUAAUUUGCUGUAUCACGUUGUGACCACUAGAUGGCAGUGUUAUGCGUGGACGUGUUUUGUGGCGACCUUUUUCAUUUCUUACCUUUUUAUAAAAAGACAACUGUUUUAAUGCAGUCGAUUGAAGCCUCAGAGUGUUUAGUCCUCCAGCAAAUGUUGUAUUAUAAGAAGACUAACAUGCUCAGUACUCACGCAAGGACUCCUAUGACAUUUACAUCUGCUAACAUUAAUUGUUAAUAUUUCAUAUUGCAUUUUAUUUCUGGUGCUCGCGUGAGCAUCUCUAGCGUGUUCCCUCGGCUGAAAAUCUUUCUCACACACAGAUAGAUAAUAUCAUCAGGGAAUGCUCUUCUGUUUAUUUUUUUUUCCAUGUCCUUCUACAUAAAGUUAUAAACAAAUGGUGACGCCAUCUCCGAAUUAGUUAAACAGUGAAAGAGUGACGCUUUCAUAACUGAUUUUAAGAUGAAAGCCUGGACACAACCUGGUCAAGACCAGGCUAUGAGCUUAGCCUAAGUUACCAUGGCGAUACAGCUGCUUUAAAAGAGAGCUACCUUCGCUGAACACGCAAGUCCGGCUUUCCGCUCAACACAGCUCGCUAACCCACUCAACUCGCUUCUCAGGAUACCUCCAUAGCUAAAAGUUACUUUUGUUUCUCAGGAUGAUUCAUUGAAUUAAUUAAUGACAAGUCAGUUAUGAUGAUGAUUUAGGCUAUAUUCUGUCAAAUGUA
Molecule: messenger RNA, 4188 nt
Organism: Dunckerocampus dactyliophorus (ringed pipefish)
Lineage: Eukaryota; Metazoa; Chordata; Actinopteri; Syngnathiformes; Syngnathidae
Gene: trmt10b
Product: tRNA methyltransferase 10B
Exons: 8
Coding region: 738-1700 (320 amino acids)
Biological process (GO): tRNA N1-guanine methylation
Cellular component (GO): nucleoplasm; nucleus
Molecular function (GO): tRNA binding
Source: RefSeq, a predicted model, not a curated record